Messenger RNA from Diatraea saccharalis (sugarcane borer), 1900 nucleotides. The record is from the annotation of a GenBank genome assembly. NCBI's taxonomy places the organism in Eukaryota, Metazoa, Arthropoda, Insecta, Lepidoptera, Crambidae.
CUAUCGUCUUUACAGAUAACGUGCUUCGAGAUCAGAAUGCUUUUGAAAAUGUCGAGAUAAAAUAACAAGAUAUAAUAUCACCGAUUUCUAACUUACACUGCAUUUUAAUAUAACAAGUUAUAGUGAUAGGUAUGUUUAAAUAAAAAUGGAGUUAGUGUUAUUAGGAAUAUUCUUGUUGAUGUCAUUUGUGCAAAGUUUGGAUUUGAGAAUCGAUCCCUUAGUUUUCACUAGUCAAGGUUUGGUGCGAGGUCAAAAGGCUACUGAUGGCGACUACACAACGUUCCUUGGUAUACCCUAUGCAACCGUGGAUGAAAAUAAUCCUUUCGGUCCUGCCACACCACACACAGCUUUCGAUGAAAUAAUAUUCAGGGCAAAUGAUGGAUCAGCUAAAUGUCCACAAACUGACGCAUUGCCCUUAGCUAGGGAUAGUGACACACAAACAAUAGAUUGCCUCAAACUCAACAUCUACGUACCUAACGAGGCUUCGUCGUACAACCCGUUACCUGUGUUAGUAUGGAUUCAUGGUGGAGUGUUUGCCUUUGGUAGCGCUGGAGAAUAUAACCCUCGAAAAUUAGUUACACAAGGAGUUGUAGUAGUAACCAUAAACUACAGAUUAGGACCUUACGGUUUCAUGUGUUUAGAUGUUCCCACGGUACCAGGCAACCAAGGUCUGAAAGAUCAGUUCGAAGCAUUGCGAUGGAUUCGAAAUAAUAUCGGUUCAUUUGGUGGCAACCCUUACAAUGUCACAAUUGCAGGGCACAGCGCAGGAGCUUGCUCUGUUCUUCUGCACUUGUAUUCAUCUAAAGAGAAACUAUUCCAUAAAGUCAUAGUAGAAAGUGGCACCCCACAGAGUGAAGGUAUGUUUAUCAACGGUGAUGUAAAUGCUGCCAUAAAGUUGGCAGAAUAUUUGUUGUUUAAUACGACAGAUACAGAACAAGCAUUAGCGUUCUUAGCCAGCACUCCACAUAAGCUUGUCACUGCUGCUGCGAGUGCACUUGAUUUCGAUUUAAAGUUGAGACCUUGCAAGGAAAGGUCAUUUAGUGGCAUUGAGAAUUUAGUUGAAGACGAUCCGUAUUCAUUAUCUAACGUGAGAAAAAUUACAAACACUCCAGUCUUAAUUGGUCAUACGUCUAAAGAGGAAAAAAAUGCAAUCGCUUACAGAUCAAAUUAUUACGAUACUGAUCCAUUUUAUGACAAAAUAGUUAAUAAUUAUAAUUUGAAUAACGUAAUUGCUUCUAAAGUUUCAAGUAUGGUAAGACAUUAUUAUAUUGGGGAUAAAGAUAUUUCUGAAGAAGUAGCAUCGGAAUUAGAAGACUUUGAAUCUGAUUUCAUAUUCAAUCAUCCGAUGCAGAGAGUAAUUACUGAGUUGUUAAAUGAAAACGCAAAUCCAGUAUAUCAAUAUUUGUUCAGUUAUGUGGAUGGCUCUCAAGAAGAGGGAGCAGCUCAUUCAGCCGAAUUGAAAUAUCUAUUUGGCAUGCCCGACUUUAAUGAACUGACCGAAGAUGAGAAAUCAAUAUCUGACAGCAUGGUUACAAUGUGGACAAAUUUUGUGAAAUUUGGAAACCCUACACCUGCAGCUUCAGGAUUAGUGACAUGGAUCCCGAGCACCUCAGAAUCCAGACCCUACUUGGUCAUAGACAACAAUAUGCGAAUGGAGAGUAGGAUUUACAAGGAACGCAUGGCGUUCUGGGACUUAUUCCACGAAAAUUAUGGAUCUACCAAUGUCCUUGCGAGAGUGUGCAAGGUCUAAUUUUAGAUGUAAUAUCAACAUCUCGUCAUAAUUAUAAUUAAAAAAUUAUUUAUUCAAACAAAAUUUGUUUAACUUAAACAAUUAAAAGUAUUUCAAAACUUUUGAAGUAUAUUCAUCAUAAUUAGUGUUCGUCAAAUGCAUAAUUGAAAA